AUGAAUACGACUGGCUUAGAAUAUUCUCAAGCAGCACCCUCAAUGUGGUUAGCUAGGAACAAAAUUAAUAAAAUUUCAAUUAUUAAAUUUGUAGCAAUACGUACGAUACGAUCGGAUCUUCCAACAUUUUUCGAACGUGGUCUUACUGAUACAUCAAUAUAUUCUCAAAAUAUUCUUCUAUCUGAUCCUUAUCAUACGGGUCUAUAUGUACGCGGAAAGCACGUAUAUUUUGGAAUUGCUAAUUUAUUAAGGUGGAGUUUAAUUUGGUAUUUUGACGAUUUGACGCUAGAAAUAGUAAAGAUUCAUGUAGCAGAUAAUAGUACGGAUGAUAAAAAUGGAUCCGGAAAAGACAUUUUAUUCAAAGACACUACUUGUGACGCUCAUCCAAUACCAUUAUUAUCCUUUUCCACUUCUGAUAUACAAUCUUACGAUAGAAAUAUUCGACUUUAUGUUCGUUGGGAACUUGAAGGAACCCCCAGGUCUUAUUAUAUUACCUCAAUGUUAUCUUCGCGUAGCACUCAAAUUCCACGUUCAUCUUUCUCUGGUAUUUUUGUUUAUAAAUUUGGUUCUAAAAAUGGAUUGGUAACUGAACAUCAUGUAAAACAUAUAGUACCUGCUCCAAGUCGUAAAGCAGUACUAUACCAAGGGUUUGGUGGGCUUGGUGGAUUGAUGUGGCGACUUCGUAGUGGUUUAAGGCAGAAAAAUGAGUGGGGUGUAGGUUUGGGAAUAGUUGGUGCUAAAAAUCAGAUAAAUGUAAAGUCUUCCAAAGAUAAAAAUGAAAAUCAUAACUUCAGCUUAGAAAAUUCAGACCAAACCCUUCAGGAAAGGGAGGAGGAUCUCGAGGAUGGCGGUGACUUAGACACCGAGGAGCUACUGGCUGCGAUGGCUGAGAAUUCUUCUGAUCAAUUUUCAGAAAUUCCACCCGAAGAGAUAGAGGAUGAAGAACUUUUGUUAGAUGAUACAUUAUCGCCACUUGAGAAGAUAUUCCUAUACGUGAAGAGCGAUUUAGUAUUCCAUAGAGUGUUCAUUGCAAAGGAACUGCCGUCACUGAUAAAAGAUGUGGAAAUAAGCGAGGCUGUUGAAUAUGUACUGCCUUUGAUGAAUUCAUUAGGAACAGACCCUGAGGAUCAUGUCCGCGAAGCAUUCGUUCCUGAACUAGAUAAAAUUAUAUGGUUUUAUUAUUCAAAUUGUCCACUAAGAGAAAUUACGACAGAAAUUACAUCAGAUAAUAUUCAGAAUGAUAAUGCUUCAGCAUCAAGGCCUUUGACUCCACAAAGACCGCAAACACCCCAAAGACCUCAAACACCCCAGAGACCACAGACACCAAUACAACAAUCAUUGCCAUCACAACCACCAACUCCGACUAACCAUUUGCCAUAUCUAUCACCAGCUGCCUUUACUCCUUUGCUUCAUGCAUUGCUCCUUGAUCAAAACACUGGUAUUGCACAAGCAGCUCAAAAUGUUAUACAAUCUCUAGUUGAGAGAAUACUGGAGGAACCAGAUGUUAAUCCCAAAGAAAAAGAAUUGCUAGAAAAAGAAACUCUAGAGGGUGUUGUUUUAGGAAUAGGCCGUCUUGAUCAAGAGAAGGUAAAGAGAGAGGAAUUAAAUGAAUGGGAGACUGAAGGUGACGAUACAAGUGUUGGUGCUGUCACUGGUAUUGAAGAAGAAGUUGAGCUAGGCCGAAUGACAAUGAUGUCGUUAAUAUCAUCUUUAGCGCCGAUCGUUGGCCCAGAAAGAUGUAUCCGCUUGUUUGUACCUGAAUUAGACAAAAUGAUGGAAGAGCCAGUGUUCUAUGUACGGAAGGAAGCGGCCUUAGCAAUUGGAAAUUUAGCUAGUGUAUUACCUUUGGAUAUAAUAACUUCAAAAUUGCUUCCUGGAGAAAUGAAAUCGGACCGAGCUGUAAAAGGAAUUGAAAUAUUUGCUGGUGAUGUUAGUCGUAGCGUACGUUCUGCAGCCGGUGAAAUUAUUGGGGAAUUGAUUGCUACUUUUCAACCUGAUGAUAAAGUUCCUGAAAGUUUAGUACAACAUUUUUUAAGCCUUGGACCGGUUAGGGAAAGCAGUCUUAGUAAUGGUGUUAUUAGUAGUACAUAUAGCAAUAAUCUUGGGCAGAGAGAUCCGGAACGUCCAGUUAUAUGUGCAUUUAAUUUUCCCGCUGUUGUUCUGACAUUGGGGGAAAGUAGUUGGGAUAAUUUGAAAGAUACAUAUAUCCCCUUGACUCGAGAUAUGCAGAUUAAAGUACGAAGAUCAUUGGCUUGUUCGCUUCACGAGAUAGCAAAAGUCAUUGGCCCAACGAAAACGGAGAAUGACUUGCUUAAUGUUUUUACUUAUUAUUUGGAUGACAUUGACGAGGUUAAGUCUGGGCUUAUAGAACAUCUUGCAGAGUUUAUUGAAUGUUUGCCACAGUCUACUCGUAACAAUUAUUUGCCAUCGCUGAAUGAUGUUUGGGAUGGCGUUAAAAAUCAUUGGCGAUUAAGAGAUGAGAUCACAAAACAAAUACCUGAAUUAUGUCGACUAGUGGAUGGACAAUGCGUAAUAAGUCAUAUAUUACCGUUGACAAUACGCGCAAUUAAAGAUGAAGUAGCUAGUGUUAGAGAAACUGCAGUUGCCAGUUUUCCGGUUCUUUUUGAAGUUGUGCGAAAUGACGAAUCAUGUCUUCGUGACAUGAUAAAUUGUGUGUGUGAUUUUGUUUCCGAUGCCGGAUUUCGAGGAAGAGUGAUUUAUGUACAAAUAUGUAAUGCACUCAUUUCCACUGGAUAUUCAAAGGCUGAUUUUGAAAAAUAUUUUUUAAAUGGUUUGGAAAAACUUUCGAUAGAUAAUGUAGUAAAUGUCAGAAUUGCAUUAGGAAGACUUGUCGGAGAACUUUGCCAGCUAGAGCAAUAUUAUCAAAAUCCGACAACUCGUCCUCCUCAAAUAAUUUCCUUAAUAAAUAAACUUACUGGAGAUUCAGAAGUCGAUGUACGUAACUUCGUGCUCCCACUUCCAUUACCCGAAGAAAAGUCGAAAUGUUAA
Messenger RNA from Cetraspora pellucida, 3009 nucleotides. The record is from the annotation of a GenBank genome assembly. NCBI's taxonomy places the organism in Eukaryota, Fungi, Glomeromycota, Glomeromycetes, Diversisporales, Gigasporaceae.